Messenger RNA from Ruditapes philippinarum (Manila clam), 3098 nucleotides. RefSeq lists its product as uncharacterized. Gene Ontology annotation, molecular function: protein binding. The record is from RefSeq and is a predicted model, not a curated record. Bases 1432 to 2502 code for a protein of 356 amino acids. Lineage: Eukaryota; Metazoa; Mollusca; Bivalvia; Venerida; Veneridae. The transcript is spliced from 2 exons.
AGCUCUUGAUCUGAUAAAUACACCAUCCAUUUUUUUCUUCCGUAAUUCUAAAAGUUCUUUUCUUUUGUUUUCUAAAAGUUCAUAAUUAGUGUUAGGCUGGGACUCAAUAUCCUUUAUUUCUUUUAAAAGUUUAUCUUCAUUAUUGAUGUUUAUUUUUUUCUAUGAGACGCAUAACGAAUGGUGAUUCCUCUAAUAGAUAAAAGAAGAGUUUCAAAAAAUAACUGGUCAUUAAUGUUGAACUGAAGUUCAUGAAGCGGAACAUCAUUUAUAUUUUCAUUAAUGUUGGAGGAAUAUUGAAUUUUUGUUUCUUUAAUGACUUUUUUAACUUCAUUUACAUAUGCUACUUCUUUUAAUAAAGAAUUGUUAAACUUCCAGUAUGAUAUUCCUUUUUUAAAUUUGUCUAAAUCGAGUGAUAUAUAAAUUAAAGAAUGAUCCGUUCGGUAACCCGAUAAAAUUAGUGAACAUUCAAGAUCUGUAUACAAAUUAUCAGAAAUGAGAAAAAAAUCUAAGCGUGCCUUUUUAACUGGAUUUCUUCUAAACCAUGUGUACUCUCUUUUUUCUAAAUGAUUUUCUCUCCAGCAAUCUAAAAGAUUGAAUUCUGACAUAAUAUUAAAAACUUUAUCUCUAGCAUUAGGAUUAUUUAAAUGAACAUAAUUAAAUAAAUUAAAUUUUGUUGUUAUGAAGAUAAGUGAUGCAUAACUUGAAUAACAUUUGGUUUUGAACUUCCGCGUUCCAAAGUUCUUGUUUCAACUGAUAAAGAGCGAGACAGAUAAAUCAUGGAAGUAUCAGGGAAAUUAGCAGCUCCCUCAAAGAAACAUUUUAAUCUUUACUGCCUUCCAUGCAGCAUAGAUGGAUUACAAGAGCUAGCUUACGUCUAUUGCCAGGAGUGUGAGGUACAUCUGUGUAAGAGAUGUUCCUAUCAUCACCGACAGCAAAUAUCAUCAAAAAACCGUGUUCAGCAUAAUACGGAAAUAAUGCAAAAGCAACCGAAGACAGGGGACGAAAAAAGUGAUCAAACAAUUAAUUUCUGCAUUAAACGUAGUAACAAACAACAGGAGUUCUUUUGUAGUAAACAUCGUUCUAUGGCAUGUUCUGCUUGUUUAAUCAAAGAUCGAAAACAUUGCAAUGUUAAGUAUAUUCCCGAUAUUCCAGGAAACCUGUCUGAUGGGCUGGAUAAUUUAAUAGACCGAAUGGAGACACUUGUCAGGAAGUUUAAAUGUAAGGUAAAAGUUACUAAAAGUGCCACAACAAACAAAGAAAAAAUGUUCAUGAAAAUUGCUGAAGAUUUACAGAUGAUUAGAAAGGAAAUAAACGAAUUUUUAGAUCAGAUGGAAGCCGAAAAUAUAAAGGAUAAAAUAUAAAGCUCGCAAGCAUGCAGCAAAAUCUACACAAGAAAAUGUAAACGCAGAAAGUUUACAAAUCGAAGAGGAAAUGCCAAGUACAUUGUACAGACUAAAAGAACAUAGUAACGAGGACAAACAGCAUUAUAAGUUGUUUAAUGAGAUGACAGAAAUCGUACCUCAAGUUGCAAGACAAUUAGAUAAUGAAAAGCAAUUAGUGGAAUAUAAGGGUGAUAUUACAUUUGUCCCAAGCAAAGACAUAGUACAUCAAGUGAAAAAUGAUAAAUAUAUAGGGACGAUUUCUACACACAGAAGACUCUCACCCGAUAGUACAAUAUAUGCCCAGUAUGAAAGAACACUUCAAAUGAAGCCCUCUUUUGAUAAGGAACAAUGCCAUAUCUUAGGAAUGAUAUUAAUUUCCAACAAACAAAUGAUUGUAGCUGGCUACAACAAUAACAAAAUAAAAAUAAUUGAUAUAUGCCACGGAAGGCUUGUAUCACAAAUAUCUGUAUCCUCAGAACCACGUGAUGUGAUAAAACUUCCACAAAAUCAAGUUGCUGUUGCUCUACCUGAUGAACAACAUAUCCAGAUAAUGUCUUACACUUACACAAGUAUGUCUUUAGAUCGUCGUAUAGAUGUUGGAAAUAAGUGUUAUUGUGUAGCAUAUUGGCAAGACAUGUUAGUAGUAGGCUGUAAUUUUAAUCCAGGAAAGCUGAUUGUUUUGGAUUUUGACGGAAAUAUCGUAGAGGUGUUUGACACUCCUGGAUUGUUUGGAGGACCUAAAAAGAUUGUUAUCAGCAUUGAUGAGAAGUUCAUAUAUGUAUCUGAUUAUAACAAUGUGUCAAAGAGGAGUAAGUUCCUAAAGAUAGACUGGCAAGGAAACAUUGUACAAAGAUUCGAGGAUCAAGGAUAUGUAAGUCCUACAGGAAUACAAGAGUUAAUAGGUGGUACGUUGUUGGUAUGCUACAGGAACAUUCACACAAUUGUAAGAUUGUCGAGGAGCUUUAAAGAAUGUCCAAUUGUAGGAUUGGAGAAAGCAAACCUUCAUUUUCUACAGGCUGUUAUAUACUGUAAAAGAGAUCAAAAAUUGUAUAUUAGUUGCUCUUCUGCACACGGCUUCUGUGCGGAUAAAAUCAAAAUAUUUAGUUUUGAAUUGUUUUAACUGCAUAACAUGUUAUAUUGUAUAUUAUACGUAUAUAUUCUGCAUUCAUUGAGAUGAAUUAUAUAUAUUGUUUUAUGAAUAUACAUGUAUAACAUCUUUGUCAUUAUCUUUAGAACACUGCAUGUACUUCAUCAUUUUAUUUUAAUGUCAGACAUCAUACAGUUUGAAUAUUUUGAUUUACACUUCUAUUAUCGUGAUUUUUUUUUGCAUUUGUAUUCUUCUAUAACAAUAUAUUGUCAAAGAUAUAGAUUUUGCUACAAUUCUUAAUUUCAAACAAAAGCAAUAUCUUGAUAUCUUAGCCGAAUUAUUUUGCAAGGUAACAAAACAAAUUGAUGUCAUUUAUGCCAUUAUAUCUAAUGCUAUCUUUCGAUAUAAAUCAUAAAUGUCUAGUUUGUUUGAAUAUGAAACAAUUAUAUACCUUACCAAGAUAGAAAACGAUCCAAUAGAAAAUUUAACUUGUAAUUUACAAAAACAAAAAUUCAAAUUAAAAAGUCUGCUUUUUAUGUUUUUUGUUUAUCUUUUACCGCGAUAUAUUAGUAUUGUAAUUGUUAGAAAAUCAAAAAAGAGCGCGAAAAACUCGUGCGGGGUUUGUCAGA